AUGACUGCAAAAAGCGUACUUUCAAUUAAAGGUGAUCAAAUUGGACCAUGGAAACUAGGUGAAACUUUAGGUUUAGGCUCAACAGGUAAAGUUCAUUUAGCUUACAACAAAAGUAAUAAUCAACAUGCUGCUAUCAAGAUUAUUUCAAAAGCUGUAUUUAAUAAUACUACAUCGUCGUCGUCUGCUGUGGUAACGAAACCUACCUCAUCGUCGUCUACAAUGCAACAUACUCCAGACGCGUUGCCAUAUGGUAUUGAAAGAGAAAUUAUUAUUAUGAAAUUAUUAAAUCAUCCAAAUGUUUUAAGACUUUAUGACGUUUGGGAAACUAAUCCAAAUUUAUAUAUGGUCUUGGAAUAUGCAGAAAAGGGUGAAUUAUUUAAUUUACUUGUAGAACGUGGUCCAUUACCUGAAAAUGAAGCAAUUACAUUCUUUAGACAAAUCAUUAUCGGGAUAUCAUAUUGCCAUGCCUUAGGGAUCGUUCAUAGAGAUUUGAAACCCGAAAACUUAUUAUUAGAUCAUAAAUAUAAUAUUAAAAUUGCAGAUUUUGGUAUGGCCGCAUUAGAGACAGAAGAUAAAUUAUUAGAAACUUCAUGUGGUUCACCUCAUUAUGCCGCACCUGAAAUCGUUUCAGGUAUACCAUAUCAUGGUUUUGCAAGUGAUAUUUGGUCAUGUGGGGUGAUUCUGUUCGCUUUACUUACAGGUAGAUUACCAUUUGAUGAAGAUGAUGGUAAUAUUAGAAAUUUAUUAUUAAAAGUUCAAGCUGGUCAAUUUGAAAUGCCAGAUGAAGAUGAAUGUUCAAAAGAAGCUCAAGAUCUUUUAUCAAAGAUUCUUGUAGUUGAUCCAACUAAAAGAAUUAAAGCAAGAGAUAUUUUGAAACAUCCAUUGUUACAAAAAUAUCCAAGUAUUAAAGAUUCAAAAAGUAUUAGAAAUUUACCACGCGAAGAUACUUAUCUAAAUCCAUUAGUUGAUAAUAGUGGGAAUACUAUAAUAGAUCAAUCAAUUUUACAAAAUUUGGUUGUCUUAUGGCAUGGUAGAGAUUCUCAAGAAAUUAGUAAAAAAUUAAGAGAAAAUGGUGCAAAUGCGGAAAAGACACUUUAUGCUCUAUUAAGUCGUUUUAAAAGAGAUACAGAACAAGAAAAUAUUAAAAAUGAACAUUUAAGGAAAAGACAAUCAAUUACAAAUCAUCAUAGCCCGAAAAAGUUUUUGAAUAGUACUACAAAUUCAAAUAAUGUUGUAACACCAAAUAAAAAAAAUAGAAUAUCAAUGAUUAGUGUUGCUUCUUCUCAUAAGAGACCCGUAUCAUAUAAUAGAUUAUCAUCUGUGGUACAUAAUACACCAACAGGUUCAAUUCAUACAACUCCAAAGGGAAAUUCUGCUAAUAGACACUCAAUGAAUAAAAGAAUAUCUGUAAUUUCAACAUCUAAUCAUAAUAUUGCUGGUGCAAUGGACAUUUCGCCAACACCUGCUUCUCGUAAUAAGAGAACUUCGAUAAUUAAUGACUCUCAUCAUCCUGUUGCUACCAAUAAUAACAAUAAUAGAUUAUCAAGACGUCUAUCUAGAUCUAAUAAGAGACUUUCUUUUAAACCAAAUAUGAAGCGCGGUUCUAUCACAACAAAAUUGAUCUCUACUUAUGCUAAAUUAGCAGAAGAUGAUGAUUGGGAAUACAUUGAAAAGGAGACCAAGAGAACGAGUUCUGAUUUUGCUACUUUAAUUGAUGAAAUCUUCGAACAUGAAAAAUAUGAACAAAUUAGAAAAGAAAAAGCUGAAUUAGCAAGAAAAGUUGCAGAGGCAAAGAGACUUGAAGAAUUAGAAAGAAAACGUCAAGAAGAAGAAGAAAUGAAAAGAAUCAAAGAAGCUGAAAGAUUAGAACAAGAGAGAUUAGUACAACAGCAAUCCAUGGAUCAAGAAAUUGAAUUAUUGAAAAAAGAUUUAACUGAUCUAAAGGCAGGUGUAGAUGGUCAAACCGAUCCAGAAUUUAGGUCUGUAUCUGCACCAAUGACAACAGAUAGAGAUACAGAAAUCAAUAAUGGAGCAAAUAUUCGUCAACGUAAUUAUUCAUUACAAACUAGACCUAAAUCUAGGUUAGAUCCAGGUCUUUUCUUUAAUAAAAUUGAUGAAGAUACCAUAACUGAGGAAGUAGAAGAACUUGUUCCUAAAACUGAAGAAAAGUUUGUUAAAGCUGAGAAAAAGAGAAUACAAACAGAAAAAGUUAUUCUUGAAACAAUUAGAAGAUCUAAAUUUUUGGGUUCAUCAUUUGAUAUACAUAACGAAUUAAAAGCAUCUCAGGAACAAGCUGAAAGAAUGACUAGUAUGUCUUCUCAAAAACAAUACCCCUUACCUUCCAAUGCUGUAGCAACUGCACCACUAAAGGUUCAUAGUGAAACUUCAAAUGCUGAAGCCACAAAGAUUUCCGAAAUUAAUGUUCCUCAAUUCACUAGAAAAUCAAGAGCCUUUAGUGAUUCCAAUAGACGUUUAUCUGUAUUAUCAAUGUAUUCUACAAGACAAUCAUUUUCAAACCUGGUCGACAUUCUAAAGAAUACAGAAACUCCUGGUGAACCAUUACAUACAGAAACACCUCCACCAAGUGCGGGUGAUUCUGAUGCCCUUUUUGAAACCGUUAAUGAAGAAGCAGAAAAUACUGCUAACAGUUCAACAGAAGAAAGAGGUUAUGAAUCAAAGAAUGAAGUUCUAUCAGAACCAAAACAAUCAUUAAAAAUGAGUUAUGCUGAUAGAUACGCUAAUAAUAUUGACCUAACUGAAGAAGAAAUUCCUAAGAAUGAAUUACCAAAACUACCUCCAUUAAGUAAUAAGACUAAUGGAUUAGGUAUUUAUCAAGCUCCAGCGAACGUUGAACCCCAUGAAAUCUCUAACAAAAACCUUGAAUCUUCUAAUUCUCAUGCAUUACAUAAAGAGGUUCCAGACAAUAAUGCUAAACAAUUCAAAUCGAUGAUUAUUGAUGAAAACCCAGAAGAUAUUAGAAGCUCAGAAUCAAAAACUAUUGAAGAGAAUUCUGUGAGGAAUGCUCCACAACCACCACAAAAACAAGAACUUUCCAUUCCUAAACAAAGAGAAGAGAAUAAUGAUGAAAAGAGAAAGAAAUCUUCAUCAGGUAUGUCCUUCUUCAGAAAAUUCUCAAACAGUAAUGAAGAAUUUAUACAAGUCCUAUAUGCAUCAGUAUCUCAAAAACAGAUGUAUGAUGGUUUGCAACAUUUGUUACGUGGUUGGACUAAGUAUGGUUUAAAGGGUGUGAGGACAAAUUCUCGUAGCUCUUCUAUCAGUGGUAAGCUGGCAAAUGAUAAUAUUCUUUCUCUGCGUUCUACGGUUUUCGAGAUUACUGUUACACAACGUGGUAAGAACAGUUGUAUAACUAUUGCUAAGAAAUCAGGAUCUACUAAGGCUGUCAAAAGGUUGUCAUCUGAAAUUGAAAAGGUAUUGAAAAAGGAAAACGUCUUGCGCGCAGACUAA
This is a messenger RNA of Maudiozyma saulgeensis, 3465 nucleotides long. The record is from the annotation of a GenBank genome assembly. NCBI's taxonomy places the organism in Eukaryota, Fungi, Ascomycota, Saccharomycetes, Saccharomycetales, Saccharomycetaceae.